Messenger RNA from Cylas formicarius (sweet potato weevil), 951 nucleotides. Its product is annotated as alpha-tocopherol transfer protein-like. Gene Ontology annotation, cellular component: membrane. The transcript is spliced from 5 exons. Gene Ontology annotation, molecular function: phosphatidylinositol bisphosphate binding. NCBI's taxonomy places the organism in Eukaryota, Metazoa, Arthropoda, Insecta, Coleoptera, Brentidae. The coding region runs from base 94 to 951 and encodes 285 amino acids. The record is from RefSeq and is a predicted model, not a curated record.
UUUACGCCCGUGAAAGUGGGACGUUAAAGAAUUCAACUGGUCGGCGCCGAGCGUUUCGAGCUAGUACGUUCAAAGAAUUCCGCUAUAAAAGUUAUGUCCGCUACCGAAAAUGAAAACGAUCUGCAAAUUAUCAAGGAAUGGUUGGCCAAAGAGCCGCACUUGCCGCAGAAUAUAAACGACAAGCUGCUGCAACGGUUCCUGUACACCUGCAACCACAGCGUGGAAAGAGCGAAACACCUAAUUGACCUGUUUUACACGAUCAGGUCGCAAUCGCCUGAAAUUUUCGCGGAUCGCGAUCCCGACGCGCCCCACAUUCGGCAGGCAUUCGAAGACAUAGAUUUUGUACCGCUGCCGAAACUAUCCGCUCAAAACUACAAGGUGUUCCUGUACAAUCUAAGGACCAGCGACCCCGAAAAGUACCACUUUGUAGACGCCCUUAAGGCGUUUUUUGUACUCGCCGACGUGCGGAUGCUGCUGGAGACGGAGGUGCCUGAUGGUGAGAUUCCCAUAUUCGAUAUGCGGAACUUCACCCUCAAGCACCUGACCAAGAUAGUACUACCCGUCCUGAAAAAGUACAUGCUGUACACCCAGGAAGCCCACCCGAUCAAGCUGAGGCAGAUCCACCUGCUCAAUGUACCGACGUUUCUGGACCGAUGCCUGCAUAUCGUCAGGCCGUUCAUGAAGAGCGAAGUCGGAAAAAUGAUCCACACGCACCUGCCCAAUUCGACCACUCUGUACGAUCACGUGCCUCGCGACCUCCUACCCGAAGAGUACGGCGGAACGGUCGGCAAAAUAGACGACUUAAAGCGCGCGUGGAUCGACAAAGUGCGGCAACACAGGGACUACGUCGUAGACGAGUCGCGGUGGGCGGUGGACGAGAGGAAAAGGCCCCGCCCACCGGCCCACACCGUCAGCAUGGAAGGCAGCUUUAGGUCGCUGAGUAUCGACUGA